This is a messenger RNA of Beta vulgaris subsp. vulgaris (sugar beet), 2186 nucleotides long. RefSeq lists its product as uncharacterized. The transcript is spliced from 13 exons. The record is from RefSeq and is a predicted model, not a curated record. NCBI's taxonomy places the organism in Eukaryota, Viridiplantae, Streptophyta, Magnoliopsida, Caryophyllales, Amaranthaceae. The coding region runs from base 169 to 1794 and encodes 541 amino acids.
GGAAAAAGGGGAAAGAAACGCAAGGCAAGCAGAAAAUCGAAAACCACAACAUUAUUCAUCGUCGUUUUAUUAUAAUGAGUAGACGAUUCUAGUUCUAGGGUUAGGGUUUUGAUUUUCCCCCAAAUUUGAUCGAAGUUGCUAAGUGAGAGAAAAAGAGUGAGAUCAAAGAUGUGGCACGAAGCGCGGAGGUCGGAGAAGAAGGUGCACGACAUGAUGGAUGCGGCAAGGAAGAGAGCGCAGAGAAGAGCUCUGUUUCUUGCCAAAAGACGCGGUGACCCUCAGCAGUCUAUUCAAGUUAUCGGCACUCGUUGCCGCACUUAUCGCGAUGAUGGCCUUUACCAAGCCGCACAAGAUCAACAGGGCUUGAUUCCUUGGAAUGGCAAAGAGGAUAUCAUGAUUGACAGAUUUGAUGGGCGUGCUCUUCUUGAUUUUAUCCGGGAUCCGGAUACUCGUCGACUUCGCCAACAAGAGAAGACUGAAGAAGAAGAAGAACUAGAAGAGUUUGUAAAUUUUGAGCGUUAUCGGGAUUUAAUUAAGCAUCGACGUAGAGGAUUUACAGAUGAAGAGGGUUUGGAUCAUGUCAAUCAAGUAAUCGAAGCAAAAUUUACCUUGCCAUUUGCAUUUGACAGAUCAAACCUCUCUCAAACUCCUGCGAGCAAGGGUACUUAUUCUCAGGUGGGUUUCUCAUACGAUGGGGAUGGAAAAGAGGAGGCUCAUUCUUCAGAUGAUGAUGAUGAGGAGGAUGAAGAUGAUGAAGAUGACGAUGAGGAAUUCAACAGUGAUGAUAGUGAUGAUGAACGAAUGGAAACCAUAGCCAAGGAUUUUGGGGUGAAAAGAUAUGGUUGGCUUGUGUACAUGGAUAAGAAGGCAAAAGAAGAGGCUAAGAGACAAAAAGAAGUGAUAAAGGGAGAUCCAGCAAUUAGGAAAUUGAGCCGCAAGGAGAGAAGGAAGGCGUCUCAGAUAGAAAGAGAGAAAGAAAGGGAGGCUGCUCGUGUUACAGGAACUCGUGUUCUUUAUCACGACCCUUACCGAGAGUCAAGGCGAAGUCCCACAUAUGAUGCUUAUCCUCGUUCUAGAAGAUCAAGAUCACGGUCAUAUUCCCCAUCCUAUUCUAGGCGGCAUGCUCGUGGACAUUCAGAUGACCAUCAUCGGAGCAAGUCUAAGGCGCCUAAAAUAGAAUUCAUCACCGAGUUUGGGGGUUCUCCUGACAGAGGGGAGCCAAAGCUAGAAGGAGUCUCUCCACCACCGUCUCCUCGUCAAGCUGAUGUGUCAAACCGGACGUCAUCAGUUCGUAUACUGGAGGCUCUACAUAUUGAUCCUGCUUCUGGUGCAUCUCUUGAUAAAGAAAAGAACACUAAAGUGGUAAAGCCCCCAGCAAGUACAUCUUCGGCUUUAGCCAAAUUGAAGGGAGCCACACCAUCAAAGCAACCACCGAGUGUAAAGAAGGAAACCCCUCAGGAGAGGCUUAAAAGGAUCAUGAGCAAACAACUGAAUAAACAAAUAAAAAAGGAUGCUGUUGUAGAGAUGGCUAAGAAAAAAGAGCAAGAGAAACAGAGGCUGGAAAAGCUGGCAGAGACGAGUCGUUUGAGUCGAUAUAGACGGAGAAGCCGUAGUAGGAGUUACAGUCGUUCCCCACGGAGACGACACAGGUACAGCAGAAGUCCAAGUAGAGGAAGGAGUUCAAGAAGGUACCAUUCACGCUCCCAUUCACGUUCUCUCUCGCCCUCCCGAUCUCAUUCUCGUUCGCAGUCUCCCUCACGCUCACCAAGGCGUAGAAGUCGGUCCAGGUACUGAUGUAGAUGAAUCAAUCUCAGAGGUCAAUUUAUGUGAUGCAUAUGAAUAAUACUUGUAUGUUGGUAAUAUAUCUCCUAGACUAGAGUAUAGGUUAUAUUCCUGUUGUUGGUUGUGGCCUGUGGGGGAACCAAAACAGCUUUUUAAGAACAUGAUAUGCAGAGAACACUGAGUUUUUGGUCAAGUAAGUUUCUGAGUAUGUACCGGAGAAUUGCUAGAAAAGACAGUUGAUUCCGAAACACCUGUAAAUUGGUGCAUGGAUUCAGAUUUUGCUUCUCCCUUGGUUUUUUGGAAUAUACUGUACUCUGUUCUUUUAUAAGAAAAGAAAAGUAAAUUCCAAAGUACUUGUAACUGUUUUUUCUAAUUUUUUUUUAUAGUACUGGAAUUGCCAUUGA